Molecule: messenger RNA, 1916 nt
Organism: Gasterosteus aculeatus aculeatus (three-spined stickleback)
Lineage: Eukaryota; Metazoa; Chordata; Actinopteri; Perciformes; Gasterosteidae
Gene: gpia
Product: glucose-6-phosphate isomerase a
Biological process (GO): glycolytic process; gluconeogenesis; glucose 6-phosphate metabolic process
Cellular component (GO): cytosol
Molecular function (GO): monosaccharide binding; carbohydrate derivative binding; glucose-6-phosphate isomerase activity
Source: RefSeq, a predicted model, not a curated record
CACGGAUGCCACAACUUCCUGCUGUCAGUGUCUUCGUCUCCUCUUCGUUAAUAUCAGCACACGCAGACCAGUCCGUCACGUCUAAGGUCAGCUCUCUGUUAGAAGAACCAGGAGAACCAUGGCGCUCACCAACGAUCCCAACUACAAGAAGCUGGAGCAGUGGUACAAAGCUAACGGAGGGAGCCUCGUCAUGAGGGACAUGUUCCAGCGUGACCAGGAUCGGUUCUCCACGUUCAGCACCACCCUGCAGACUGAGGAUGGAGAGAUCCUGCUGGACUACUCCAAGAAUCUCAUCAACCAGGAAGUGAUGGCCAUGCUGCUCGCCAUGGCCAAGUCGAGGGGAGUGGAGGAGGCCAGAGACCAGAUGUUCUCUGGAGAGAAGAUCAACUUUACCGAGGGCCGUGCCGUGCUCCACGUCGCUCUGCGUAACCGCUCCAACACACCCAUCAAAGUGGACGGACAGGACGUGAUGCCCGAGGUGAACCGCGUUCUGGACAAGAUGAAGACCUUCUGCCACAGGGUGCGUAGCGGUGAAUGGAAAGGCUUCAGCGGGAAAAGCAUCACUGAUGUGGUGAACAUCGGCAUCGGAGGAUCCGACCUGGGACCUCUGAUGGUGACUGAGGCUCUGAAGCCGUACUCCUCAGGAGGACCGAAGGUUUGGUUUGUCUCAAACAUCGACGGGACUCACUUGGCCAAAACUCUGGCUCCUCUGAACGCAGAGAGCACCUUGUUCAUCAUCGCCUCCAAGACCUUCACCACUCAGGAGACCAUCACCAACGCAGAGUCGGCCAGGGAUUGGUUCCUGCAGACAGCCAAUGAUAAAUCUGCUGUGGCCAAGCAUUUUGUGGCUCUGUCGACCAACGCGGUCAAAGUGAAGGACUUCGGUAUCGACCCGGCCAACAUGUUUGAGUUCUGGGAUUGGGUCGGAGGUCGUUACUCUCUGUGGUCGGCCAUCGGUCUGUCCAUCGCGCUGCACAUUGGGUUUGAGAACUUUGAGCAGCUUCUGUCCGGAGCUCACUGGAUGGACAACCACUUCCGUAGCGUCCCUCUGGAGCAAAAUGUCCCCGUCCUGCUGGCUGUCCUUGGGGUGUGGUACAUCAACUUCUUCCAAGCCGAAACUCAGGCCAUGCUGCCCUACGACCAGUACAUGCACCGCUUCGCUGCCUACUUCCAGCAGGGCGACAUGGAGUCUAACGGUAAAUACAUCACCAAAGAUGGAGUCAGAGUCAACUAUCACACUGGACCAAUCGUUUGGGGAGAACCAGGGACCAAUGGCCAGCAUGCCUUUUACCAGCUGAUCCACCAAGGUACUCGUAUGAUUCCAGCGGACUUCCUCAUUCCUGCUCAGUCUCAGCAUCCAAUCAGAGACAACCUCCACCACAAGAUCCUGGCGGCCAACUUCCUGGCUCAGACAGAAGCUCUGAUGAAGGGGAAGAACUCUGAGGAGGCUCGAGCCGAGCUGGAGGCCGGCGGCCUGAAGGGAGACGCUCUGCUGCAGCUGCUGCCGCAUAAGGUCUUUGAAGGGAACAAGCCGAGUAACUCCAUCGUCUUCAAGAAGCUCAGCCCAUUCGUGCUGGGAGCUCUGAUUGCGAUGUACGAGCACAAGAUCUUCGUUCAGGGUGUCAUGUGGGGGGUCAACAGCUACGACCAGUGGGGCGUGGAGCUCGGGAAGCAGCUGGCGAAGAAGAUCGAGCCGGAGCUGCAGGACGGCUGUGAGGUCUCCUCCCACGACUCGUCCACAAACGGUCUCAUCCACUUCCUGAAGAAGAACUUCGCCUGAACCCCCCCCCCACCCCCGCGCCGCAGUCCUGUUGUAGUCCCCACAGCCCCUUAGUAGUAGUCCUCCAUCACUGUCUGUGAAGCCUCCAACAUAGGGAGCACUGACUUUCAAAAUAAAAGUCUUGUUUGUCACUGAA